Cervus elaphus (red deer) is the source of this 1480-nucleotide messenger RNA. Its product is annotated as transcription factor SOX-17-like. Lineage: Eukaryota; Metazoa; Chordata; Mammalia; Artiodactyla; Cervidae. The transcript has 2 exons. The record is from RefSeq and is a predicted model, not a curated record. Bases 655 to 1239 code for a protein of 194 amino acids.
CUCGCUCCUACCUGGAGCUUUACCAGCAGGAAAGCGGUGAACAGGCAGGUGCAGAAUCGUCUUGGGAGCAGGAGAUGAAAUCAGGUUCAAGACAAACUGUUCACCAUCUCCAGGUGUAAAUGGCUGAACCUCUGUUUACCAGGUUGGUGGUCUUCCCCCCUCUCCCCUGGGGUCAGACCCACUUAUCCCAUCUCCGGUCCCACGUAAGUUUGUAUACUAAUCCCUUCAUGCACAAUUACAGCCCUAAGACUGUCUCCCACUCGUGCAAACACAGCCUGUGCGCACGAACGCAGAGGCGCUGCAUUUAAGCAAUAGGGGACCCCUGGGGGAACUCCUUUCGCCUGAGAGGGAGAGGCUGGAACUGCGCGGGUCCUAAGCGCAGUCUUCGGACCGGUCCUCUUGCUCUCGGGUCUCGGGAAUGCUGGCAGCCGGGCGGUGGGUAGAAAACCCCGCCGGCGGUCCUCGCUCCUGGUCACCGUUCCCCAUCGGUCUGCCUCACUGGGGCCGGGGUCGGGCUCCGGGGGAAUGGGGUUUCGUGGGCACUUCUAGGACCCUAGUAACUCAGGACUGAGCGGCCACCCGAGUGACUCGUUCGGUCGCGGUGGGUAAAAUCGGCCGCAGUACCCCUCGGGGGACCGAGUUCCGGUCUGACAGAUGGCUAAUAUGAAGCUCCUCGCCGUCUUCACUCGGAUGGUGGAAGAUGUGGAGCACACCUCUGUGGGCCACCCCUCUGCGGGCCUCCGGCCGGAGGGACUCAAGCCGGCUCUGCGAGAUCCGAUCUGGGAGCGACUCGGUCCCCAGGGAAGCGGGGUGGGCGGUGUGGUGGGCUUCCUGGAGGAGGUGGCGCUGCGCUGGGGCCUUGCUGAACCCACGAGACAACCGGACCAACUCCCCCCGCCCCUGCCAGGGCCUGGGCGCGCCCCCGCUCUACGGAUCCCCCCUGCCCACGCUCAACAAGACCCCCUGGACCGCGUGGAGCCAGACCCGACCUUCUUCGCCGCGCCGAUGCCCAGACACUGUGGGCCGUCGGGUCCCUGCCUCCCGGCUGGGCCUGGAGACCCCCAGCGCACGGAAUUCACCCCCAACCCCUCCGCCGAGGCUCCACCAGGGGACCGCGCGAUCCCCCACCUGCUUGCUCGCCCUCGUGAUGCUGGCUUAGAACCGGCGGCGCUCUGCCCUCGGAGGUCGGCUGAAUUAAAACCACCGGCCUAUGAAACUUUGCUGUUUGUCCACGAAUGAAGGUAAUAAUAACAACGUUUAACACUGUUACCAUCUCAAAGGAGGCGAUGCAAAGUGUCCGCGGCUUCAGUGAAAAUUUGAUGAACCGCGGUAGAAAGCACUUUUUUUCCCCCGGAAAGUUCUCUUACCCCAGUUGGUUUUAAACUUUUAACACUGACUGUGUAUCUUUUGCAUUUCAAGCCACUGUUUCUAGACUUCUUGGUUAUGGACACCUGUAAAUUUGUAAAUCUUUCAAAAAGUA